UGCGCACCACUGCAUCGGCCUGUAUAGAAGCGUUCUACGCUCGCCCCCUUAUCGCACUCUAUUAUCUAGUCCGAUCGCAUUGCUGGCGGUGGCUUGCGACCAUCGUUCGAGCGCACCAUGGCUUUACGCUUGUUUCGCAUUCCACGGCCAAAGAGCUUUCUUUGUGUCAUGAGCCUACAGACGGGCACCUCCCUGAUCACACUGUCGCUGCUACUCAACAAGAUCAGUGGCCUGUACGGGCUGCUCGCCUUGCUAACAGGCUAUCAUCUCUCACCCGUCCAGCUGUCUAUGUACAUUUACUCUCUCGCCGUUCUCGCUCUCACCGUCCUCCUUUUCCCUCAUAUUCGAAAGCAAACUCCCCUGCACUGCCUGGGUCUGGCCUGGGUGUACUUUUUCGACACGCUUAUUAAUGCCGCUUAUACGGCUGCAUUUGGAGUAACAUGGUUCCUGGUCGUUUCUCAGCAUUAUCACAAUGCACCUAAAUCUGGACCAGGCUCUACUAUCGAGGAUACCGCCGGUUUCACCAACCCUACAUACAACGUUUCCUCCGUUCACAUCCCUGGAAAUGUCCUGUCGCCUGGACAAGACUCUGGGAUCACCGCGGACCCGGCCAGCGUCCCAGCUGGAAUUGCUACUGAUCCUAUCAAUGGAACGCCCAGCUUGAGCAAUGGUGUGCGACAGCCCGAAAGUUUUGAGAGCAUCAUCAUGAUCUCGGUCCUUUGGGUGGUUCGUUUCUACUUUAGUUUGAUUAUGUUUGCGUUCGCUAGACAAGCACUCCGCCACAAGCUGCUGAACGCCUCGCAGCCCCGGUAUAAUCAGCUUCCUACUCACAGCCGAGCCACCUCAGUCGCUACUGUGGCUAGUGCCGCUGAUAUUGAUCGAGAGCCAUUCCUGCCACAUACCCCCGAGGGCCAAGGAUGGCAAGGAACACUAGGCCGUGCUAUGAUCAGCGUAUUCAGAAACUACUGGCUUGGAACCGAUUCGUCCGAUGAAGAAGAUGCGAGCUGGAUGAGCGGUUUCGGCCGCGGACUACACACACGCAACAACCUGUCUAUUUCGGGCAUCUCUGAGCGGGAACGCCGCCGCCGGUCUGGCACCGGCCCACCAAAACCAUCGCAGUCCGUUCUCCAGGCUGCCUCCUUGAUGCAGCCUGUUCACGGUGAGAACGAAACCGCAGGCGUCAAUCUGCAAGACUUUCACGAAAGCAGAUAAUAUAGAAACAGAGAAACCUGCAUUGUGUGAUGUGAUGUUUGUUUACGGCGUGAUUUGGUGCAGGAAAUCGAUCUCCAUAAAAUCCCUCGGCCCCCACUGUUGAGGGUAGAGUAGAGGAUAUUUGAUUACUAUUUAUCAACCCAUUUUGGGACUUCGCUCGCUUAGCAGCGUUCAUGGUGUGGAAUGGUGGCGUUGCUCUAUAUAUAGCAUGUCCGGUUUCUGGCAUGGGUCGGUUGGCGUCGACGGUACAUAUCGAGUUUUUCGUUAUAAUAUAUAUAUAAUAUACAAUUGAUCAAUGUGACACAUCAAUCCAUCCUACAUAUUCGAUCAAGCCAUCUGGAAUUAAAUUAGCGGACAUUGG
Molecule: messenger RNA, 1573 nt
Organism: Talaromyces proteolyticus
Lineage: Eukaryota; Fungi; Ascomycota; Eurotiomycetes; Eurotiales; Trichocomaceae
Product: Inositolphosphorylceramide synthase subunit Kei1-domain-containing protein
Exons: 2
Coding region: 118-1212 (364 amino acids)
Biological process (GO): inositol phosphoceramide metabolic process
Cellular component (GO): Golgi membrane; inositol phosphoceramide synthase complex
Molecular function (GO): inositol phosphoceramide synthase regulator activity
Source: RefSeq, a predicted model, not a curated record